Messenger RNA from Cooperia oncophora, 483 nucleotides. The record is from the annotation of a GenBank genome assembly. NCBI's taxonomy places the organism in Eukaryota, Metazoa, Nematoda, Chromadorea, Rhabditida, Trichostrongylidae.
AUGUCAGCCGGUGUUCCUUUGCCGCUUGUUCUGCACACGUUGAUUGAAUUGAGCGGCGACGGGAGCGAUUCGUUGCAAAUACGUGGCGAUUUGUGUUUCCUGUUUGUUCAGCAGCAGCAGCAUCUCGUCAUCAUCAUCGUGUCGUCGUCGGCAUUCCUGAUCAGCGCCAGUGUCAACAACCUCAAGCCCCGAUAUCGGCCCCGCGAGAAACCAUCAGUACCACGAAAUCCGUCCUUGUUGAUCACACAAGUCCAGAAGAAUGGUGCCACAAAUGGAAACUCGAUCACGGAUGUUACCAACGACGACUUUCGGGCAGUCGUAACAGCGUCUCCGACAAUACUGCCGGAUUCGGAAGUUUGGGAACGAGUAGAGAUCUUCACGAUUUCUGAUAUGGCAAAACACCAGCGAGAAGAUGAUGUCGUAGCUCUCCAGGGGAUCGAACCUGUAGCGAUGACCUCAACGAUUCUUGGAAUGAGUCAAUAG